This is a messenger RNA of Planococcus citri (citrus mealybug), 8650 nucleotides long. Its product is annotated as NFX1-type zinc finger-containing protein 1-like. NCBI's taxonomy places the organism in Eukaryota, Metazoa, Arthropoda, Insecta, Hemiptera, Pseudococcidae. The transcript is spliced from 15 exons. Bases 1302 to 8312 code for a protein of 2336 amino acids. Gene Ontology annotation, cellular component: nucleus; nuclear RNA-directed RNA polymerase complex. Gene Ontology annotation, molecular function: zinc ion binding; helicase activity. The record is from RefSeq and is a predicted model, not a curated record. Gene Ontology annotation, biological process: regulatory ncRNA-mediated heterochromatin formation.
AUUAAAGACAAUGAAAUUCCCUAUCGAUUGAUUUUGAAUUUUCAUCAUUUCGCCAAAAAAUGAUUAUCUUAUGAAUACUUUUGUUUACGGAUUUUUGCAUUUUACAUCUGUGAAGUGUGAACUUUAAACUAAAAAUACUCAAAAUUUUCAGGGAGAACAUGUGUUGUAUUAAUUUUUAAAUCACAGAAAAUGUUUGUAAGUGUAGCCUCUUUAGAGCGGUCUUCUUCCCAAAGCUCUAUCGUUCACCAUACAAAAGUUCUCGAUGUUCGAAGUUGCGAAAACAAGGUAAAAACCAGCUGCGCGUACUAAGUAUUGAAUUUUGCACUAAAAUUACUCAACGUUUUCACCGAACACAUAAUUAUGUAUUUUGAUACAGAAAAAUGUUCGAAAUUUUAUCCUCUUUAAAAUGGUUAUCUGCCGAAAUCUCUUUGUUAAAUCGUUCAAAAGAUCUUGAAGAUCAAAGUUGCGGAAAGUGAUCAAGAUCAAAUUGUGUUACUAUCACCAUUAUCACUUAUCAGUCACUUUCACUUUUGGUGUUGAUCAGUGAUCACUUUAGUCAACUUUGAUCUUCAAGAACUUUUGAACGAUAAAAGGUACAACUUUCGGUAAAUGAUCAUUUUAAAGAGGAUAACAUUACGUGUUCACUGAAAAUGUUGAGUAAUUUUAGUGCAGUUCGAUACUUACCACCUCCAGUUGGUUUUGGCCCCGUUUUCGCCACUUCAAACUUCGAGAACUUUUGAAAAUUUGAACAGUGAAAGGUAGAACUUUCGGGAAAAAACUCAAAUUAUAAAGGAUGAAAUUCCAAACAUUUCAAUUUUUUAAAACACGUAAUUAUGUACUUAUACUUAACAGAUGUAGAAUGCUAAAAUCUGUAAAUGAAAGUAUUCAUGAGAUGGUUAUUUUUUGGCGAAGUGAUUAAAAUUUAACAUCAAUCGAUAUGGAAUUUCAUUCCCUUAAAUUUUAAAGCACAUAAAAGUUUAUCCGAACUCGCGAGCAAUCGAAGAAAAUGUGAGAAGUAUGAACGAACGUAUACUGAUUCUGUCGUUCUCGUUCAUCAUGGAAUAUUAGGAAUGCAAAAGGCUGUAGCUUUCAUUAGUUGCCUUCCCGAUAUUGCGACGGACUUUUCAUCAUCCAACUUUACUUCAUUUUCAGUUUUCACGGUGAUAUUCCUAGCGUCUUUGUACUAUUGUACUUGAGUAAUUAUUUUGUAGUGAAUGUUAUCGAUGGAAUUUCGUGCCCGUGUUGGUUAUGACUGAUUUAUUGUAUGAGAUGUUCUUGAUGAUCCAUACUACAGAUUAAAUAUGGACCAGAAAAGGCGAGAUGAACAGUUUUUUGGAGUUUCAAACUUACCUGAAGAACGUCUCGAUGUCGGCAACCUCAGUAUCACAGGUAAUCGACCAUUGGGCCGUGGUAGAGGUAGAGGCCAUCACCGCGCUCAGGCAAGCACAUCAACCGAUCGUUUUAAAUUCAAGCGCUCUGAACACGACAGAAAUUCUUGGAGAAAUUCUAAUCAAGCUGACAGAGAAUUCAGUAAUAAUACAUCAGAUAAAACUGACUGCGGAUCGAGGAACCUUCAAAUGAGAGAUUGUAAUUCAAAAACUUUCAAUGUAUCUCAAAGAAAAAACAUUCGAGUUCCUGCCAAAAGCUACAACGAUGAAAACGAUUCGUCCGGCGCUGAAAGUACAAUGAGCAGAUCAAGUACGUUUAGCGUUCCGUCAUACCCGCGAUCAUCAUCAUCCGGCAGACAACGUUUUACGCUCUCAGGAACCGAAAGAACUAACAGGUGUGACAGAAAACCUGGGUUGAAUGAGAAAGCUGUUAAAUUUCAAUCCAUUGAAAAUGAACAAGGAUCAAGUCGUGCUGACAGAUAUCACAAGCGCAACCGUAGAAAUGAAUUUAAUGAAAGUAACCAAUGUGAAAACAGAAGUGAAAUGGGUCGUUUUAAAAGACAAAAUGAACGCGAUGAAGAUAGAAAUGGAUCCCGAUCAUUUAACAAAAAUGGCAACAGGAACGAAUCCAAUCGUCCGGGAAAUAAUUCAAGAAAUUAUAAUAAAUCUCAAAGAAAAAACAUUCAAGUUUCUGCCAAAACCUAUGACAAUGAAAACGAUUCAUCCGGCGCUGAAAGUACAAUGAGCAGAUCAAGUACGUUUAGAGUUCUGUCAUCUUAUCCGCGAUCAUCAUCCGCUAGACAACGUCUCACGCAUUCAGGAACCGAACGAACUAACAGGUGUGACGGAAAACCUAUGUUGAAUGAAAAAGCUGCUGAAUUUCAAUCCAUUGAAAAUGAACAAGGAUCUAGUCGUGAAGACAGAUAUCAUAAACUCGACCGCAGAAAUGAAUUCAAUGAACGUAACGAACGUAACAAAAGUGAAAAACGAAGUGAAACGGGUCGUUUUAAAAGACAUAAUGAACACGACGAAGAUAGAAAAGGAUCCCAAUCUUUGAACAAAAAUGGCAACAGGAACGAAUCCAAAAUGUUCAUAGGUUACAAGUAUUUGAAAGCGUUGUCUGAAAAAGAGCCACACGAAAUGAUUCUUGAAAUUCUCAGACCAAAGGCUGAUAUCAAUUUUGUCUUGAAGAGAGAAGUAUUGCAACCGGAUUGGAUCAUACUGAUUAUGGAAACAGUUCGCAAAUUAUGUGACUCUGAUUUUAGAGGUAACAGGAUUCAAAUUUUGCAAUUUUUUUGCGAGUCUUCCUUACUGGAUCAUAUAUCACGUUAUUUGGGUGAAAUCGCCUUGGAAAAUAAUUCAAAAAGGAAUGAAAGUUUGAAUUCUUUUAUAUCUAACCUCGUUGCUUUUUAUUCCGCUGUCAUCAAAACUAUACCGACAGUUGCAGUGGAUAAAAAUUUUAGUAAAUUUUUAACCAAAACUGAAAUGAGCGUUGUUCUGAUAAAACAGUUUUUACCAGUAAAAAUUGACAAAACUGUUGUGGAAGAACUAGCAAAUCUGAAGAAAAUGCUCGAAGAUGAAACCAAUAUACGAGUACGUGAAAAAAAAGUUGAGAAACCUCGUCGACAGUAUUUUGAACCAGUCAGUGAUAUGCCACCUCCGGAUGAUUUUCGCAAAUUGAGUUUAUAUCCAACGCAGGAAGAUUUGAAUCGAUACGAUUUCGGUUUCAUAAGACCAAAUAAAAUAAAAGGAGCGUACGAAGAUGUCAAUCAUUAUUUAGAUGUUCAAUUUCGAUUAAUCAGGGAAGAUUUUGUAGGUCCGUUGAGAAAGGGGUUGCGUAGUUACAAAGAUGCGAUUGCAAUUCAAGCCAAGCCCAAGUACAAAUACGAAAGUGUGCGGUUUUAUCCGAAUGUGCAAAUAGAAAAUAUCGAAGUCACCAAAGAAAAUCAAGUAGCAUAUAUCGUGAAUUUAAACUCGAGUGGAAGAUUGAAAAAUGUAAAAUGGGAAUACAGCAAAUGGUUUAUGUUCGGCUCCUUACUACUAUUUACUCGCGAUAAUUUCGAAUCAUUUUUCUUUGCUAUUGUAUACAACAGAGAUUUAGAAAGGCUGAAAAAAGGGCGCAUUCUUGUCAAAUUGGUUGGAGAUGAGCCAUUGCAGCAGGAAAUGUUGAAUCAGCCAUUCCUCAUGGCAGAAAGCGAAGUAUAUUUUGAACCUUAUUGCCUAGUGAUGAAAGCGCUCAAGGAAUACAACGAGAAUGACUUCCCAAUGAGGCAGUUCAUUGUCAACGGAAACACCGCUGUAGAUCUUCCUGAAUAUAUUAGAAAAUCAGUGGACUUUUACAUUUACGACUACUCCGUUAACCUAGCAUUGAAUAAUAAUUGGCCGAAUCGUUCGAUCAUCGGUUUCGAUGAAUAUCAAUACAACGCGUUCAGGACCGCACUGAGAAGUAAUUUUACUGUGAUUCAAGGUCCUCCCGGUACCGGAAAAACCUAUCUUGGAUUAAAGAUCGUCGAAGUGCUCCUGAAUAAUAUAAAUAUCAACCCCAACGUUUUUAAAACGCCCAUUUUACUGGUUUGUUACACGAACCAUGCUUUGGAUCAAUUUCUUGAAGGAAUUUUGAACUUCACUCAAAGGAUUGUCAGAGUAGGUGGCCAGUCCAAAAGCAACGAGUUGAAACCGUACAAUUUACGUGGUCGAGAAAAUCUAAUAAACCUGCGCAGAGAAGCUAGAAAGUUACAACCAACUAUGAAUAAAUGUCGCGACGAAAUGAAAAGAAUUUUGUUUCAACUAAGAAAAAAGAGCGAGGAAAAGAAAAUAAUCGAAACUCCCGAAGGAAUCUUGUCAUUUGGAAUUUUGAGCGAAGUAAUGAAACCAGUUUUCAAACAGGCAAUAUAUAAUGAACGUAUCUUACUCGAAUGGUUACUGCCGAUAGAAAUCAACGACGAUCCUUCCGUAGCUCAAAACAGUGCUGACCAUAAACUUACCAAUAAUAGUAACGUUGAUUCGGACGAAUCUAUGGAAUUUGAAAAUGACGAAUUUCUCGACGAGGAAGAUGACGAAACAAUGGAAGCGAAUAUGCUGGUUAAUGACGAUGAAGUUUUUGACGAGCAAGAAAUACGCACAACUGAUAUGUCCGUGAAGUAUUGCGUUUCAGUGGAAGGUUUAGAAAAAGCAUUGCUCGAAACCGAUUCGAAGUUGUCAGAGUUGGAAAAAAAUCAACACAAAUUUGAGGACUUCAGCGAAUAUCAUAAUGCGGAAUGUGAGUUAAUUGAGGAGCUCAAAAACACUAACAUUCGACAUAGAAUGUUGGAGUUUUAUCUUCAUAGAGCUGCAUUGGAUUCGUCUGAGGAGUAUAAUCCACCUUAUGUCAACUUACACGAGAUACCAAUUGAUCAACGAUGGCGUAUUUAUUGGAGUUGGGUAUCGGCAUUGAAAAAUAAUUUCACGAAGCAGUUAAAAAAUUUGGAUGCUGAUUAUCGUUCCAAGUUGCAACAGUAUGAAGAACUCAAACAAAUAGAGGACCUUCAUGUUGUGAAAAACUCUCUUGUUGUAGGAAUGACUACGACAUGUGCCGCUCGGCUUCAGCUUUUAUUGAAAACAUUGAGUCCCGCAGUUGUGAUAGUCGAAGAAGCGGCCGAAGUAUUGGAGGCUCAUAUUGUAGUUUCGUUGAGCAAAAAAUGCGAACACGUAAUUUUGAUAGGUGAUCACAAACAGCUGAAACCGAGUGCCGCCGUUUAUGAACUAUCAAAACACUAUAACAUCGAUGUCUCGUUAUUCGAACGCAUGAUCAACAAUCACAUGUAUUGUCCUCAGCUGCAGAUUCAGCAUCGAAUGCGACCCGAAAUAUCAAGCCUGAUUGUACCAUCGAUCUACCCUGAUCUAAAAAAUCACGAGUCUGUUUUGGAAUAUCCUUCUGUCAAGGGAAUUACCAAAAACUUAUUCUUUGUUGAACAUAAUGUUUAUGAAGAACAGGUAGAUAAUUCAUCUUCAAGAAAAAACAAAUUUGAAGCAGAUUUCAUGAUACAAUUAUGCCGCUACAUUCUUCUUCAAGGCUACCCUGCAGACCAAAUUACGAUUUUGACCACUUAUACUGGUCAAAUGUUCCUCUUGAGAGAGAUGAAGCGCGAUCACGCUAUUAUGAAAAGCGUGAAAGUCAUUGUAGUUGACAAAUACCAAGGCGAAGAAAACAAUAUCAUACUACUAUCACUAGUGCGAAGCAACAAGGAAGGAAACAUUGGUUUCUUGAAUAUUGAAAAUCGUGUCUGCGUUGCUCUGUCGAGAGCGAAAAUUGGAUUGUACAUAAUCGGAAAUAUGGAUAUCCUGUCGAGUUCCAACUUAUGGAAAAACAUUAAAGAAGAGUUAAUUCAGCAGAAAGCCAUUGGACCGAAGCUGACAUUGUAUUGCGAUAAGCAUGAUGUGUAUACACAAGUAUCUCUCAAGAAAGAUUUUAAUAAUGUUAUUGAAGGUGGCUGUCAUAACUUCUGCCAUGAAAUUAUGGAUUGCGGACACAAAUGUCAACUUUUGUGUCAUAAAAUCGAUAUGGAACAUUUGGAGAAGACGUGUCGUGAAAAAUGCUUGAAAAAAUGCAUCGAAAACCACGAGUGCAAAAAGUACUGCUACGAGGACUGCGGACAGUGUACUGUACCAGUUGAACGUGCCUUACCUUGUGGCCACAUGGUUACCUUGCAGUGUUUCAAAGAUUACCUGCAACAUCCCUGUCAAGUUGAAGUCAGUGUUGUUCUAGAACAUUGUUUGCAUGAAGUCAAAAAGAAAUGUCACCAGUCAAUUGAAGAAGUCCAUUGUACUUUCCCUUGUGAAGAUCGGCUGGAAUGUGGUCACCAAUGCGUUAAAAACUGUCAUAAGACCAAUGAUCCUGAUCAUUUAGAAUAUAAAUGUAAAAAGCCGUGCGAUAAAAUAAAUGACGGAUGUUCCAAGGAGCAUAAAUGUGAAAAGUUAUGUUUUGAAGAUUGCGGAAAAUGUAAAGUACGCGUUGAUUUUGCAUUGGUAUGCGGUCACUCGAUCAAUCUUAUGUGCUCCGCCAAUCUGGAUAGAGUAAAAUGUUACAAUCGGUGCAAUAGAAAAUGUUCUGAUUGUAAUGUUAUUUGCCCAAAGAAAUGUUACGAGGAUUGUAAACCUUGCAAGAACAUAGUGAAAAAACGUGUACCAAAUUGUGGUCACGAAAUAAAAUUGGAAUGUUCGGUAGCACCAGAACAAAGAUUAUGCCGAGAACAAUGCCAGCGUGUUACAAUUUGCGGCCACAAAUGUAAGUCACUCUGCGGAGAAUUAUGCGGCACGAAGCGAUGUGAAGAAAUAGUCAAGUCUAAUCGUGUUCGAGCGUUGUGUGGUCAUGAAUACGCCAAUGUUUCGUGUUGGAGAAGAAACGAAACAAUCGAUGCAGAAGAAUUGCUUCCUUAUUGCUCUGAACUAUGUGACGGGCUUCUAAAAUGUGGCGAUCUUUGUACUGGUACUUGUGGCUCUUGUUGGCAGGGUCGUUUACACAAAACUUGUGAAAAUAAAUGCGGCAACGUUUUGGUUUGUGGCCAUAGUUGUUCAUUUCCUUGUCGAAACGUAUGUCCACCCUGCACCAAAAACUGCCAAUACCGGUGUAAACAUUCCAAAUGUCCAAAGAAAUGUGGUGUGCCUUGCGUCCAUUGCAAAGAAAAAUGCGAAUGGCGGUGUGCUCAUAAGAGAUGUUCUAAGAAAUGCGGAGAUGUUUGCGAUCGAGACCCAUGUUACGAACCUUGCGCUAAAAAAUUGAAGUGUGAUCACGACUGCAUCGGAUUUUGCGGAGAGCCUUGUCCAGAUAAAUGUCGUAUUUGCGAUCAAGACGAAGUUACUACUAUUCUUUUCGGUAACGAAGACGAAGAAGAUGCGAGGUUCGUUUUGCUAGUAGAUUGUGGUCAUUACAUCGAGUCUGAAGCGAUGGACAGGUACAUAGCUUUACCUGCUGAAAAAGGCGAAAUAGUUAUGAAAGUGUGCCCUAUCUGUAAAACGCCGAUCGCGAAAACACUACGUUAUAUGAAUCAAGUGAAAAAGGUUUACCAGGAUAUCCUAAAUGUGAAGAAGAAAAUAUAUGGUAACGAAAAAGAAAUGAAAGAGAUUCGCGCGCGCUUGACGCAAAAACUGCUUAGUUUGGAUUUGAACAACGAUCAAUUGUUCAGAAAAGAACUGCAUUUGAUUCCUAAAACGGUAAUUGCAUUCAAUAAAAAAUUGGAAUUGCGUGGCAAACAGUCGCAUAUAUCAAAUCAAGCGCUUAGAGCAAUGCAUUUUUUCGCCGAUAUGUUCUCUAGUAUCAUCUCUCGUUUGAAUGAUUUGAGCGAAUGUACCGAAAGUAGACAAUUGCGUAUAUUCAAAAAAUUAGAAUUAAUUUUAAAGCGAGUGGAUCCCGAAGCGCUACUGAUAAAUACGCAACAAGUUGACGACUUGGAAAGAGAAUUGAACAGAUAUCACCGAAUGGUGGACUUUUGCGUAUGUCAGAACAACCCGCAGUAUAAAAUCAACCGAUAUUCGCCGAGUGUAAUGGGCAUUACUGUUGAUAUCAGUAACAUUUUAUACGGAUUAAAAUGCUUUGAUAAUGAUCAAGAUGCUCAAAUCGGCGAACUAUUCGAAAAACUUCGAAAAGAAUUAAAAAGUGCUCCAUUAUCGCAAGAAGAAAAGCGAAUGAUCCACACAGCAAUGGCGAAAGAUUUUUAUGGUGGAGUGGCCAGUCAAGGGCAUUGGUUUACCUGUACGAAUGGACAUUACUACUGCAUCACAGAAUGCGGCGGAGCGAUGCAAGAAAGCAAAUGUCCGGAAUGUGGUGAAAAAAUUGGUGGAACUGAACACCGAUACGUGGAAACUGCGCGAGUAGCUUCGGAUAUGGAUGGUGCAACCAGACCAGCGUGGUCUAGCGGCGCUGAUAUAAGGAAUUUCCAUUUUGAUUAAUGCCUUAUUUUAUACCUAUAAUAAUGUGUAAAUUUUAAUCUAGUUGACAUUAUCCCCGUUCAUUUUCGAGUGCGGUGUAACACGUUGGAAAUUCCCUACUCUCAUUCAUUCGAAUCUCAUUCUUCAUGUGCGAUUUUUUUAAAAAAAAAAAAAAAAAAGGUUGGUUGCUGUACAUUAACGAGGAAAUUUUAAUACAGGUCAGUUCGAUUUUGAAGGGUUUCGUCAAGAACUUCUCGUUCAAAUACCCGAAAAAGUAAACAACACGUCGAACAGAAAAGGAUGUUCCGAAUUGAAAUCAUUACUUAUUGCCGGCGAAUCUUUCAUAAAUAUCGCUGAAA